ACAUUGUUCAUCAAUUUGAUGUCAAGGUGAAGGAGAGUGUUGAUCGGAACAAUAGUCGAUUGUUCCUCCAGAUGCUUUGAGGGAUGUCAUGUUUCAUUAAUAUUGUUUAGAGAUGGCUGCUUCGAACUGGAAAUUGGUGCUGCCUGAAACUGUUGCUCAGUGCAUACACGAUGACACAGACAAGGUGCUCAUCGUAGACAGUCGUUCGUUUCUAGAAUAUAACACUUGUCACAUUGGGAAUGCGAUAAACGUUUGCUGUUCUAAACUAGUAAAGCGAAGAUUGCAAAAAGAUAAGAUUUCAAUUGUGGAGCUGUUACACUGUUCAACAAAUUGCGAAACGAAUACCGAUCGUUUUAUCAUCGUUUACGACCAAUGCACGUCUGAUCCAACUGCACUGCCCGUCGAUUGUUUUGCAUUUGUGCUGGUUUCAAAAUUAAACACUCUAUUCAGAAAAGUUGCAUUCUUGAAAGGAGGUUUCCUUGAUUUUAAGGCAUCUUAUCCUUCACUUUGUGAAAGCAAAAGUUGUAAUGUAUCUGGACUGGAAACGAAACCAACGUUAACGAGCAUGUCACAACCUUGCAUGCCUGUUUCAUCUCAGGGACCUACCAAGAUAUUACCAUUCCUCUAUCUCGGUUCGCAAAACGAUGCUUUAUCUAAAAAGCUAUUUGAUCAACAGAAAAUCACCCACGUUCUAAAUGUUUCUACACAAUGUCCACAGCCUGAACAUGUCAUGGAUGCUUAUUUCUUUCGAAUUGCCAUCAACGAUAAUUAUACUAGUAAACUUCUGCCUCAUCUAGACAAGGCUUUCUCAUUUAUAAACAAAGUUAAAGAAGCAAACGGGAAAGUUCUUGUUCAUUGCAUGGCAGGGAUUUCCCGAUCUCCUGCCCUAGCUAUUGCAUAUAUAAUGAAAUAUCUGAAUAUGUCAUCAGAUGAUGCUUACAAAUUCGUUAAAGAAAAACGGCCUACGAUAUCUCCAAACUUUAACUUCCUUGGCCAGUUAACUGAAUAUGAAAAAUUUUUAAAGAACGAUGGUCCACCCAUACCUCCAAAACUCCUACCGAUACAACAUCAACCUUCAGCUACACUUCACAGUCCUACCACCGCUUUUUCCCUACUCAGCUUCUCCGAGGCUGAAGUUCCCAUGCCGAAACACGCACUCCCGGCAUCAUCAUUAAGAAAUAUUCAAUUUACGGCCUGCUCCAAACUUCCUUCAAAAGCCAAUGUUAGAAGACCUUUAAGUUUGAAUGUGGAGACGGAAUCUUUAUCAUUUAGAGGUUCUCAAGCUUCACCAUGUCCCAAACCAGCAGUUAAAAGACCUCUUAGCUUAGGUGUUGAUCCACCUUCACUUUCGUCAAGUAAGCGCCCAACGGUCAGACCGUGCAGCAUUGGACUGACAGGAACACCUUUGACACCUCAGAAAGAGGAAUCACCACCUGCAAAUUUUACUUCAGAAAUAAGUGAGAGACGUUGUCGAAGUUUCGACAACCUUUUUGCAGAUAAUGAAGACAAUGAUGAAAUUACAGGAGGUUGUUCAUUCAGACGGAAACAUCCAAUGUACAGUAGUAUAGGGGGAGGAAGUGUACAGAGUAACAGCUCACCUAUUUCAUCAGCAGGAAGUUCAUCAUUACAUGGAAGUAGAGAGUUAAUUUCUGUUACGUAA
Molecule: messenger RNA, 1660 nt
Organism: Dimorphilus gyrociliatus
Lineage: Eukaryota; Metazoa; Annelida; Polychaeta; Dinophilidae
Source: the annotation of a GenBank genome assembly